Molecule: messenger RNA, 1440 nt
Organism: Dendrobium catenatum
Lineage: Eukaryota; Viridiplantae; Streptophyta; Magnoliopsida; Asparagales; Orchidaceae
Product: high-affinity nitrate transporter 2.3
Exons: 3
Coding region: 142-1440 (432 amino acids)
Biological process (GO): transmembrane transport
Molecular function (GO): nitrate transmembrane transporter activity
Source: RefSeq, a predicted model, not a curated record
CUCCCUGCAAUCACAAACUAUUCAGAUCAGACAACCUCUUCCAAUCAACUCACCUCCUCCAUCCCCCAAAAAAUCUUCUUUUUUAAUUCCCCUGUUCCUAUAUAAACCCCCCUUCCCCCUCCCUAGCCUUCUCCCACGAUCAUGGAACCAGCACCACCGCCGUCACCACCCAAACACUCUCCAAUGGAUCUCUAUCGAGACAACGAGUCAACAGCAUCCCCUAAAUUCUCCCUCCCAGUUGACUCCGAGCACAAAGCAACAGAGAUUCGCAUCCUCUCCUUCGCUCCCCCGCACAUGCGAUCCUUCCACCUCUCCUGGUUCUCCUUCUUCGCCUGCUUCUGCUCCACCUUCGCCUCACCCCCUCUCCUUCCCAUCAUCCGCGACAAUCUCUCCCUCACCGCCACCGACAUCGGAAACGCUGGCAUCGCCGCCGUCUCCGGCGCCGUCCUCGCCCGUCUCGCCAUGGGCUCCGCAUGCGACCUCGUCGGCCCCCGACUCGCCUCCGCCUCCCUCACUCUCCUCACCGCCCCCGCCGUCUUCUUCACCUCCACCAUCUCGACCCCCGCCGGCUUCCUCCUCGCGCGCUUCUUCACCGGAUUCUCAAUCGCGUCAUUCGUAUCGACGCAGUAUUGGAUGAGUUCGAUGUUCUCGGCACCAAGGGUGGGAGGAGCGAAUGGAUUGGUGGGCGGGUGGGGGAAUCUUGGAGGCGGAGCGAUUCAGUUGAUCAUGCCUUUCAUAUUUUCGCUUAUAAGAAAGAUGGGGUGCGCGGAGUUCACGGCGUGGAGGGUGGCGUUUUUCGUACCAGGUUUUGUGCAGAUGGUGUCGGCCAUUGGCGUGUUGGCGAUGGGGCAGGAUUUUCCCGACGGGAACUUUGGGGCGUUGAAGAAGUCCGGGGAGAUGCAAAAGGAUGAAUUUUGUAAGGUUUUUUACAGCGCUAUCACCAAUUACAGGGGAUGGAUAUUGGCGAUUACGUAUGGAUAUUGCUUCGGGGUGGAAUUGGCGGUAGACAACAUCAUCGCCGAGUACUACUACGACAGAUUCGAUGUGAAUCUUCACACGGCGGGGAUAAUAGCAGCAAGCUUCGGCCUGGCAAAUGUGGUGUCGCGGCCUGGAGGAGGGUGGAUUUCGGACCGGCUUGCGGCGAGGUUCGGGAUGAGAGGGAGGCUGUGGGGCUUGUGCAUCGUUCAGACCGUCGGCGGGGUUCUGUGUAUCGUAUUGGGGAGGAUGGGAAGCUUAAGCUUUUCGGUUCUUGUUGUUGUGCUCUUCUCGCUCUUCGUCCAGGCCGCCUGCGGGCUUACCUUUGGAAUUGUGCCCUUCAUCUCUCGAAGGUCAGUCGUUUCUUACAGCUUAAAACUUUCGCGUCUUGGGCUUUUUGUUGCUCUUCUCCGUAAGUGUAUGUGUAUUGUUAAUGGUCACUUGCCGGAGGAAUUCACUGGAUGA